AGCUGGGCAUUCGCGAUAACACCUUGCGAGUUGCGAUAGCCUCCUUUUACACAGCGCCCCACGGCGACCACGUAUUGUCCGAUCCACGACGUCGACACAGGCUUCCGCGCAGUCCCCCUGAUUCCUCUGCGCGCCAUGGACUUCCUCAAGUCGGCCGUCGCCUCGGCAAUAGCGAAGGGCCCAUCGUUCCCAUACAGCUUCGGCGACAAGGUCGACCUCGACCCCUCCAUUUGGACACUCUACAAUGGCACACGGCGAGAAGACGGCUCGAACUGCAGCAUCUUUUCGUUCGACAUCUCCGCCAACCGCUCCGCCCUGCCCCUAGCUAAGAACGCGCUGAAGAAGCUACGAACGCUGCGGCACCCCGGAGUCAUCAAGGUGCUAGACACGGCCGAGUCGGAUUCGUACAUCUACAUUGCCACAGAGCGCGUGGUACCUCUUCGGUGGCACGUUAAACGGAAGAGCCUAAGCCCGGAGACGGCAAAAUGGGGUCUAUAUAGCAUUGCGAGGACAGUCAAGUUUAUCAAUGAUGAGGCAUCAUCGGUCCACGGCAGCUUGAAGGUUGCGUCAGUCUACACAACUGAGAGCGGCGAGUGGAAGCUUGGCGGCUUUGAGGUGCUUAGCAAUGUCAAAGACGACGAGGCCGUGAUUUACACUUAUAGCAGCCUCGUGCCGGACUCGGGAAGGUACACCCCGCCUGAACUAGCAACGUCAGGCUGGGAUGCGCUCAAGGGCAGCCCUCACUCUGCUGUUGAUGCUUAUGGAUUUGGCGCCCUGAUCUUUGAGGUCUUCAACGGCAGUUUCAAUGGCGGAGACCAGGCGGGACUUACCAAGAACAUCCCACCGAGCAUGCACUCCAGCUACAAGCGCCUUACGAACGCCAACCCCAAGGCGCGGCUCAGCGUGGCGCACUUCCUGGAACAGGGCCGCCGGAAUGGCGCCUUUUUUGAUACCCCUCUAAUCAAACUAACCGACGGGAUCGAGAACCUGGGCGUCAAGACGGAGGAGGAACGGGAAGCCUUCCUAGAUGAUUUGGAGCAGCUUACAGAUGACUUUCCUGAGGAAUUCUUCAAGAUGAAAGUCUUGCCUGAGCUGUUGAAAUCGGUAGAAUUCGGCAACGGCGGCCCCAAGGCCUUUGGACUUGUCAUGAAGAUUGCCACGAAGCUGUCGGAUGAGGACUUCGAUGCCAAGGUCACUCCGGCUUUGAUUCGGCUGUUUAGCAAUCCAGACAGGGCGAUCAGGGUGUGCUUGUUAGACAAUCUGCCGCGUAUGAUUGAUCGUCUGUCCCAGAAAGUGGUAAACGACAAAAUCUUUCCUCAAAUAGUAACCGGGUUUACGGAUGUUGCGCCGGUCGUAAGAGAACAGACGUUGAAGUCUGUCCUUACCUUUGUCCCGAAGCUCUCAGAUCGGACCAUCAAUGGCGAAUUGUUGAGAUAUCUGGCCAAAACCGCCAACGAUGAGCAGCCAGGCAUCCGCACUAACACAACUAUCUGUCUUGGCAAGAUCGCCAAGCACCUUGGGUCCUCUUCGAGACCCAAGGUCCUGAUAGCUGCCUUUACUCGAUCACUCCGGGAUCCCUUCGUCCAUGCUAGGAAUGCAGCGCUCCUGGCGUUCGGCGCAACAUCAGAAUACUUCUCGGAGGAGGACUGCGCGGUUCGCAUUCUCCCAGCGGUUUGCCCCUCCCUGAUAGACAAGGAGAAGCUCGUCCGCGACCAAGCAAGCAAGACCGUCGACGUCUACCUAGCCAAGAUCAAGAAAGCGGCAGCCAGCAUGCCCGACACCACGCUCGCACCAGAAGGCAUCGCUGUUGCUGGGGGGCCUAGGAUGAGCACGCCACAACCAGCCGAAUCCUCUGCAUCUUCCUGGGCAGGCUGGGCCAUCUCCUCCUUCACCAACAAGCUCUCCGCUGCAGCAGGGGAGAUCCAACCAUCUUCUACCCCCGUCAACGGAUCCGCUGCACCACCGCCCAAACACCCCGCUGCAGUGUCCCAAACCCCAUCCACCUCCUCCGCCUCUGCGCUGCACCGCCAAGCUCUCAAAUCUCCGCCGCCCUCAGCCUCUUCCCUGGGUAGGGAUUCCUUCUUCCAAGACGAGUCCGCGUCUGCAGACAACGAAGACGACGCCGUGGACGCAUGGGGUGACAUGGACGAUAUGGUAGACGACGAGAACAACAACAACAACAACUCCCCGGGAGAGACUGUCUUCGCCGCCGCAGAAAGCAACAGCGACAAGUCUUCAAGAUUGCCACUACGACCCUCAUCCUCGUCAUCGACAACAUCAAUACCAAAGAAAACAACAACGGCGAGCGCAACACCAUUCGACGAUGGCUCCGAGCCCGAUUUUGCCGGCUGGUUGGCUGCGCAAGCGCAGAAGAAGAGCUGUGGCAAGGCGCUGCCCAAAGGGUUGGCUAAGUCUUCUUCUUCAGGUGCCGGGACUCAGGGGUCUGGUCCUGCUGGUCCAAAGAAGACGAAUAGCAGCGGUGCGGUCGCGAGGCCGAAGGUGACGGCGGCGCCUGCUAAGAAGAAGAUUGAGCUGAAGCCGAAGGAGACUGAUGAAGAUGAUGGGUGGGGCGGGUGGUGAAACCCGUUAAGAAAGAUUCAAGGCCCAGGGGCUGGAGGGAGCGUGUUGCAUGGUAGAGAGCGCUAAGUGAAUGGGAAGUUGACUUUUGGUAUAGAAUCCUUCAGCAAAGAGCGGCACGCUGGGUUUAGGUUUCUGGAAGGGCAUGCGUGGCGUCUGGAUGAGGUUCUGUUUAGGAAUACGGAUAGAUAAUAUGGAGUGAUGGUAGAGUGCAUAACGAUCCCGAUGCGCCAAGUCUUUGAAUGGAGGCAUCAACACGCAUUAUCAUUGUGGAAGAGUGGCAACUAUGAA
Messenger RNA from Chaetomium strumarium, 2868 nucleotides. Its product is annotated as armadillo-type protein. Gene Ontology annotation, biological process: tRNA export from nucleus; protein phosphorylation. The transcript is spliced from 7 exons. The record is from RefSeq and is a predicted model, not a curated record. Gene Ontology annotation, molecular function: protein kinase activity; ATP binding. Gene Ontology annotation, cellular component: cytoplasm. Bases 136 to 2580 code for a protein of 814 amino acids. NCBI's taxonomy places the organism in Eukaryota, Fungi, Ascomycota, Sordariomycetes, Sordariales, Chaetomiaceae.